Molecule: messenger RNA, 1870 nt
Organism: Myotis lucifugus (little brown bat)
Lineage: Eukaryota; Metazoa; Chordata; Mammalia; Chiroptera; Vespertilionidae
Gene: RGS6
Product: regulator of G protein signaling 6
Exons: 18
Coding region: 234-1676 (480 amino acids)
Biological process (GO): G protein-coupled receptor signaling pathway; intracellular signal transduction; regulation of G protein-coupled receptor signaling pathway
Molecular function (GO): GTPase activator activity
Source: RefSeq, a predicted model, not a curated record
CCCCGCGCUCGCCACCCCCGGAAACUCGCCGAGACGAGGCGAGACGCUGGAGAGCAGCGCGGAGACUGACCCAGACGUCCCCUCCGCCCCCAAGAGGCUGCGGAUCCCCGUUUCUUGGGCUUCUCUAGCUUUACCAUGGACCUGGCGCCAGCUUGGCUUUAGGACACAUUCGGAAGCCGGAGGGGGAGUCCAGGCAAUUCUUUGGUUGCUAAGCGUGAGUGAAGACAUCCAGGAUGGCUCAGGGAUCCGGGGAGCAAAGAGCAGUGGCAACUGCCGACCCAGAGGACAGUUCUCCAAAUAUGAUAGUCUACCGCAAAAUUGAAGACAUCAUUACAAAGAUGCAAGAUGACAAGACAGGGGGUGUGCCCAUCAGAACAGUCAAGAGCUUUCUCUCCAAAAUCCCCAGUGUUGUCACAGGUACUGACAUUGUGCAGUGGCUGAUGAAGAACCUGUCCAUCGAAGACCCAGUUGAAGCAAUACACUUGGGAAGCCUUAUAGCUGCCCAGGGCUAUGUCUUUCCCAUCUCGGACCAUGUUCUCACCAUGAAGGACGAUGGCACCUUUUACCGGUUCCAGGCUCCGUACUUCUGGCCGUCGAACUGCUGGGAGCCUGAAAACACGGACUAUGCCAUCUAUCUUUGUAAGAGGACAAUGCAGAAUAAAGCAAGGCUGGAAUUGGCAGAUUAUGAAUCAGAAAACUUAGCAAGACUCCAGAGGGCCUUUGCAAGGAAGUGGGAAUUCAUCUUUAUGCAAGCAGAAGCGCAAGUAAAGAUUGAUCGGAAAAAGGACAAAACAGAGAGGAAAAUCUUGGAUAGUCAAGAGCGGGCCUUCUGGGAUGUCCACAGGCCAGUGCCAGGCUGUGUGAACACCACAGAAAUGGAUAUCAGAAAAUGUCGACGUUUGAAGAACCCACAAAAGGUUAAAAAGUCGGUGUACGGCGUGACAGAAGAGUCCCAGUCCCAGAGCCCUGUGCACAUACCCAGUCAGCCAGUCCGGAAAACGACAAAAGAGGAUAUCCGGAAACAGAUAACGUUUUUGAACGCACAGAUCGACAGACAUUGUUUAAAAAUGUCCAAAGUGGCUGAAAGCUUAAUUGCUUACACGGAACAGUAUGUGGAAUACGAUCCUAUGAUAACACCAGCCGAGCCAUCCAAUCCCUGGAUCAGUGAUGAUGUCACUUUAUGGGACAUAGAGAUGAGCAAAGAGCCCAGCCAGCAGCGAGUAAAGAGAUGGGGCUUCUCUUUCGACGAGAUGUUGAAGGACCAGGUGGGGCGGGACCAGUUUCUACGCUUCCUGGAGUCGGAAUUCAGUUCAGAAAACCUCAGGUUCUGGUUGUCUGUCCAAGAUCUCAAGAAACAACCCCUGCAGGAUGUGGCCAAGAGGGUGGAAGAAAUCUGGCAAGAGUUUCUGUCUCCAGGAGCCCCCAGUGCAAUCAAUCUGGAUUCUCACAGCUAUGAGAUAACCAGUCAAAACGUCAAAGAUGGAGGGAGAUACACAUAUGAAGAUGCCCAGGAGCACAUCUACAAGCUGAUGAAGAGUGACAGCUAUGCCCGCUUCCUCCGGUCAAAUGCUUACCAGGACUUGCUGCUGGCCAAGAAGAAGCCAGAAAGUGAGCAAGGUCGUAGAACUUCCUUAGAAAAGUUCACUCGCAGUGUGUGUCUGCAGCUUCACUUCUAGGGAUGGAUUUGCAAAAGACCAAGCGGCUCCCUCUGCAGAAGGUGCACACCCGACCGCCAGCCUCGAGCUUCGCAUUUGACCUUCCGUGCAGGGCUCCGAGGAGAGAGGACCCGCCCGCCGCCCUGGGGGCUGCGCGGUUUGUGCAUCUUCUGCAGCAGCCCAGGCCAUCGAACUGUCUCACGAAAUAAAUUGGC